This is a messenger RNA of Scophthalmus maximus (turbot), 5642 nucleotides long. RefSeq names its product adrenoceptor alpha 1Ab (gene adra1ab). The record is from RefSeq and is a predicted model, not a curated record. Gene Ontology annotation, biological process: adenylate cyclase-activating adrenergic receptor signaling pathway; cell-cell signaling; phospholipase C-activating G protein-coupled receptor signaling pathway. Gene Ontology annotation, molecular function: alpha1-adrenergic receptor activity. Gene Ontology annotation, cellular component: membrane. The transcript is spliced from 3 exons. The coding region runs from base 553 to 1983 and encodes 476 amino acids. NCBI's taxonomy places the organism in Eukaryota, Metazoa, Chordata, Actinopteri, Pleuronectiformes, Scophthalmidae.
CUCACCUCUCCCUCAGUGUGUGUGUGUGUGUGUGUGUGUGUGGGUGUGUGUGUGUGUGACCGAUAACGCAUCACUUCACUACUCUGUGGAAAAAAAUGAGCUGACUGCCCCUGUACACACCCCUUUUAUUUUGAAAUGCGGUGCAGUGGGAAACAUGAGCUCUCUGCAGAAGGUGUCCCGCACUAACGCUUUUCAGCAACGGCGAACACGGAAUCCCAGCAUGAAAUCCCUAAUCCAUCAGUGCCACUGAAAACAUGACCAUUUUGCCAUCUCUGCUCAGCUGCUUCUGGACUAAAUAUGACAAACUGUGGCAGCGUUUCCUCGGGAAUAUGACAUUCUGCCAGGGAGCCCCUUGCCCAGGCAACGUGAUCAGUUGAGCGCUGGCAAGAAAAACCACCUCAUCUACCAAUGAACUGGAGGAGCAUUGAUCUCCUGCUCUGGGAGCAGCGGGAAACGGCCGAGAGUUCCGCUGGUCGGGGGAAGCGAUGAGACAUGAGUGUUGUCAGCCUGCCGGACCCUUAACAAACCCAGAACACACCCAACAGAUUUCCAAUGGUUCCUGCUGAGAACGCGAGUGUUCUCUCCGCCGCGGAGCGCUGUCCCAACUGCAGCUCCCCCGCCGGCCCCGAGGUGGAUGUGACCAAGGUGGUGGUGCUGGGCGUGGUGCUGGUGGUGUUCGCCGUGUUCGGGGUGCUCGGCAACAUCCUGGUCAUCCUGUCCGUGCUGUUCCACCACCACUGGCGCUCGGUGACGCACUACUUCAUCGCCAACCUGGCGGCGGCCGACCUGCUGCUCAGCUCCGCCGUCCUGCCCUUCUCCGCCACCUCGGAGGCCCUGGGCCGAUGGGUGUUCGGCCGGACCUUCUGCGGCGUCUGGGCCGCCCUGGACGUGCUCUGCUGCACCGCCUCCAUCCUGAGCCUGUGCGUGAUCUCCAUCGACCGCUACCUGGCCGUCAGCUACCCGCUCCGCUACCCUGCCAUAGCUACGGGGCGGCGGGGCCUGACUGCGGUGGCCGCCCUCUGGGGACUCUCCGCAGCCAUAUCCGUGGGCCCGCUGUUCGGCUGGAAGGAGCCCGACCCGGAGGACGAGACGGUGUGCCGAAUUACGGAGGAGCCCGGCUACGCCCUGUUCUCGGCAUUGGGGUCUUUCUACGUACCUCUGGUCAUCAUCCUGGCCAUGUACUGCCGCGUGUACACCGUGGUGAAGAGAGAGACGAACACCAUCAGGAAGGGCAGCGAGGGAGAAGGGGUCGAGACGGAGGGGGUGGUGCUGAGGAUACACAGAGGGCACGCCGCUCAGACGGGGAAACAGGAGGACGACGAGGGGCUCAAGAGGCAUAAGCGCUCCACCUUCCCCCUGCCGAGGCUGCUGAAGUUCACGAGGGAAGAGAAGGCGGCCAAGACGCUCGGCAUCGUGGUCGGGUGCUUCAUUCUGUGCUGGCUUCCCUUUUUCCUGGUUUUACCCAUCGGGUCCAUCUUCCCCGCCUGUAAGCCCUCAGAAGCCAUCUUUAAAAUAACCUUCUGGCUGGGUUACCUCAACAGCUGCAUUAACCCUGUUAUCUACCCCUGCUUCAGCCAGGAGUUCAAGAAGGCCUUCGUCAACGUGCUGCGCGGCCGCUGCCUGAGAAGCGCCAAGCCCCCGGGACACCCCGCCGUCACCCAGGCCUCCAGCUCAGGCCUCGCGACCAAAGCCUCCGAUCCCUCGGCCCGAAGCGGCGGCGCCACCGCUUCCGCUCGGUGCUGCUGCUGCUGCUGCUGCCGCCGCCGCUGCGGGGCCCCGCCAACCGCCUCGCCGCCCGCCGCCGGCGGUCCGGCUCAGAGCGCGCAAAUCCAGAGGAGGAGUCUGCUGAAGGCGUGGUGGUUCUCCGCGAGCCGGACGCCAGUCCCACGGAGCGCCUCCUCCCCGUCCUCCUCCUCCUCCUCCUCCCGCCGAUCGACGAAGGUCUUGUGUCUUUCCCUCGGGACCAAAGGAGAAGCCGUGUGACUGUCACGCGGAGGAGCUGCCGAGCCAUCUGCUGCUUUAGUUCCUCGCGUCGGGAGCGCGGGGCCGGGCCAAAAGAGAGAUGUUCCCACGGAGAAAGCAGACGGCAGCUCUGUUGAACUUCGAGCGGCGUGCCAGCUUAAACGCCCGGCGUGACAGACACUACAUGACUUUGGAAGGUGACUGAAUAAUAUUUGUUUUAAUACGGUCAACAGCCGCGACUAAGCUGCUCACAACGGGGCCCCUAAGAGUCGAAAUGAUCAGGACGAACUAAUCAAGUAGACGACUGUGAAGUACGAACGCGCUCAAGAGACUUGUUGAUGACGUCAACCAAUUUCUUGGCAAGGUCAGUGGAGAUACAACCAUCUGUGUUUGGCGAGGACCAAAAGAGGUGAAUCAAUCUUACUGAAAUGACAUUGUGAAAGAACCCCAGAGACAUUUUCUUUCUUUGGAUAUUGGCGGAUUGGUUUUGCAGCUCGGCUAAAAUCCCCGUAGGGCGAGAUGCUCGCGCGUGAGACUAAUGCAUCAUCGUUCGCCGACUGUGAAAGUGGCGCCCGAGUGUUUGUCUUUACAGUGUCCCCGGAGAGCGAUGACUCUGCGGCGUAGUACAGUUCAGCUUGUAGUUGUUCACCGCUUGUGACGUGGCGUCAACCGCGAAAAGGUGUUGCUGUGUUCGCACGGAGCACGAGGUGUCCAACUUCCUCGCUCACUUUCUUGCCGAGCCCUUCUCCUCCUUCGCCCGCUCACGUUACAAAUUGCAACUCGUGUCAAAAAAGCUCAGCCACAACAGUUUCGUCCUGCAUUUCUGCUACGACGCCGAUACGACGUCCGACGAGUGCUGAUUGACAACACGUCGCAUGAAUAGUUCACCUCGAGUUGAAGCAACCAAUUUCGUGUCGUGGCGCUAUUUGUGUCUUUGCAUGUGAUCCCAUGGCUGGAAAAAUUCGCGUUGGGUGUGAUCGCACCGCUAUUGUCUGCGAUGGACCGUCUGCGUCGGCAGCUCGGUCCGGAACAAAAUGUCGUCAUUGUCUGGUUGGUUGAAACUGAUGCAUGGACAAUUCAAUCAGCAACUUUCCGAUGUCUCUCGUUUUUCUGUAUCAUGCGUCUGUACUGUAUUCUGUCUUUUACGGCUGCGUUUGCUGAUUGUUGGCCACUAGGGGGCAGGAUGACUCCAAGGUUUGGAAUUCAGCUCACGAAAUCACAGCGCGACCGGUAUAUAAAUAGGUGACAUUACGUAAAAGGAAUAUUAAUUUCCAAGAAACUAAAAGACGGCGAAGGAAGCUAUAAAAAUAUAUGACUUGCAACCUUUGAAAAAGGGCGAACGAUUAUCAUAGCAUAUGCCCGACAGAGAGUUAGCGUUGACCCUCACGAAUAACGGCCGGGAGAGACGAUGAAUCAAAAUCUCUCCGACAAGCCAAUCAUAAAAGAUUUACAGAGGGUUUUAAUGCAGGUUGUAUUAUAUUGUAUUGUGUGAUGUCACAUCCUAUGGAUGUCUAUGUUGUGUCAAGCCACUCUUGUCUUUAUUGAAAUUAGCAAAACAAUGCUUGUUGCACAUAAUCUAUCCAAAAAAAUACAUUGAAAUAAUGUGAUUCAUUAAAAAACAUGUCAUGAACCCUGAUUAAUAACAUUAAAAAUGACGAUUCACGCGUCCUUCCAAAAAAGUUGUCACACACACGUUCCUUCUCCUUCGCUCUUAAUCCUCCGCUCCCCCUCCGUCACGAACAGAGUUGUUUUUCCUUUGCCGGGUUUUGGAUUGAAGACUUUAUUGUUCUAGCCUGCAGACAACAGACCUGUGAUGAAUACCUGAGAACGCUUAUCAGGGGAACGCAGGAUGUCCAUGGCUUUUUCUCCGGAGACAAAAGGAUUUUUCCAGUCACCCAAGGUUUUAAGGGGCACAAUGAGAAGUUGGAAUUUGCACUUUUCAAAAAGUGCCACUUUGCACAGCGACUGCUACGAGGACGACGUCUCCGUUUGAACCCCUGUAAGCUCCCGCGGUUCACGACUGCGUGGCGACUACACUUCUUGUCUCGGGGUAACGGAUGAACAUGCAGCAUUCAUAUUUGGAGAUUACGCGCAGCCAAGGUCUCAAUGUCAUGCUGCAUUAGGCAACAGCAAGAAGGAGAUGCUUCAUUAAGGGGGCCUGACUGAAUGCAAAUAUAUAUAUAUAUAUGAAUAUAAUAGAGAAUAAUAAUAAUAAUAAAGAAAAGGAAAAUCUUUAAAGCUAAUAAAUCACAACACAAUGUCAGCCGAGUCAAGGCAGAGUCAACAGAGCACUGCUUGAUUUCCGUGUGUGUGUGUGUGUGUGUGUGUGUGUGUACACCUGUAUUUGUUGUUUGACGCGCUGCCUGUCAUUUUUGCCACCCAACAAAGCAGCACCGGCAUUCCAACAUUGUCGCAGCAGCUGUCACAUUAGCGCAGACGCUGUCGUGAUGAAUGGAUCCAGGCUCCCCGUUCCCGGGGGGAAAAACAACAAGCGUGUACUGUUUGACCUAAUCAGUUGACUUCCAGCAAAGUGACGUUCCGUUGCACGUGGCAGUCGUGACUAAUAAGGAUGUCGAGCAGCGAGUUAAGCGGACGACAAGCCAACUGCAUCGGGAAGUCGGAGGGAGAGAGGCCUCAUUAUUUGCAAUGGGGGGGAAAAAAUUAUCCUCCGGUUCCUCACAGUUUGUUUACCAAAUGCUUUUCCCGUGUAUAACGUCACAAUGCUGCAGAAUGUCUUGUUCUGACGUUGGAGCAAAUCUGUUCAAACGGAGCAACCCACUUUGCGAACUGCAGCUCCUGGCGUCAGAGGAUUACUGGACAACAUUGUUGUACGGUUCCACUGCUCAUUAGCAUAUUUGAAUCUACCAACUUGUACAGCAGCUCGAUAGCGAUAACUGAAAUAUGGCAAAACAUGUACGACAAUGACUCCUGAAAUGCAACAAAAAAAAAGUCGUUCCAUCUGACAGGCGUGGGACAAAUACAUAUUUACAGAACGUACUUUGUAACCUAUGUGCUUUUACUUAAGCUGGGUUAUUCUGAAGGCAGGAUCUGAGUACUUAUACAUACUUUUACUCUAGUAUAGGAUCUGAGCACAUCCUCCACCCACCACUGAUACUUGUAAUAAUCGUUAUUAUCAUUUUAAACACGUCCACGAUCUGCCCAUGACCUUCACCCAGUAACAUUAGCUCUCAUACCUUUCCUCAUAAAUGUCUUCUGCGUAGAAUUUCUCAUCUAGUUCAUGGGAGAUGUAUGAUUGGCCAGGGGGUCCUCGCGGGGGACAUGGAUCUGCUCUCAGUCUGUGAGGAUCAGAUGAAAUGGAGGAUUUUCAUUUGCACAGUUUUGAAUGUCAGCGUGAACGAUUGACAGAAUAUAUGGAAGCCAUUACUCUGAUGGUCAGAUGAAAAAUAGCUUUGAUUUGCAGACUUGCCAACCCAGUCAUGGAGCUCCUGACGUGACUCGAAGCAGCCACUAGGGGGCAAUGUGUUUCACACAAGAAGGACCGUCAUCUCCAUAUAGCAUAGCACACACGGAGGUGAGUCAAUAUCAUCAUAUUGUGACUGUACAUUUAACCAUGUCACGUAAGAGCAAUAAAGAUGAUCCAUCCUAAUGAAAAUCCAGGUCCAUCUUGAGUUUUGCCUUUAACAUGUUCCUUUAAAAAAUGCCUGCGUGGAUUAAACCUG